Microcebus murinus (gray mouse lemur) is the source of this 3743-nucleotide messenger RNA. Lineage: Eukaryota; Metazoa; Chordata; Mammalia; Primates; Cheirogaleidae. The record is from RefSeq and is a predicted model, not a curated record.
CCACCCGGCAGUUAUCAGAGCCGGAAGCCAGAGCGGAGAUAACCGGCUCCCCGCCCGGUGGCCACCUAGUCUGCAACAAUUUUUCUUUUUUUCCUGGAAUAACCAGACUGCAGCCCCCAAGGGCGCACGGACCCCGCCCCCUACGGUGGGCUGCCCGGGGCAUCUGUGGGUUCCGCAGGCUUCCCUGGCCUUUCAGAAGGACCCCCAGCAGCCUGCUCCUGAGGAAAAGGGAUUCUGGGGACAAGGGUUGGGCGUUGGGGCCUGAAUUCCUCAGGCCAAGAUGGUCCUGGUCCUCGCCACCCCAGCCCAUAGCAGAUGGCUUUGGGUGGCCGGGUCCUAGAAUCCCCAGCCUGGAGAGUCUGAAUGUAAGGCACAAACUCCCAUGACACAAGCAGCCGAUUAUAAUGCAGUUUUUACUUUCUCAUUUAAUCAUUAGCAUCAUCAUUCCCAUCUUACAUAUGGCCAAUGAGGCUUAGAGAGUGACCAGAGCAGGGUCACUGGGGGUGAGAGGACCUGCAGUAAGAGCCAGCACUUACUAAGCACUUAAGUCUUUCCCAUCCAUCAGACUUCACAAGACUCACGUCAUUUAAUCCUCAGGGCAACCCUAGGAAAUACGUGCUACUCUUACUCCUGUUCACAAGUGAGAAAACUGAGACACAGAAACGUUGUGUUCUUUGUACCGGGUGCCCAGCUGCUUAGUGGUGAAGCCAGGACUCAACCCCUGAGCAAUCUAACGCUCGACCUUUACCCUCUCUGGCUAGAACCCAGCACUGGAGGUUGCAAAUCUCAGAAACCCAGUAAAACGGGGCAUGUUCCUUUGGCGGCUGUGGAUCAAGAAAUAGCUGGUGGUUAGUCUCUGCAGGUCAGGGCGUGUCGCUGUACAUUCCCCAGCCCACCAUCAAUGCCACUGUGAAACAAGACAUCCUGUUCUCGGUGGAAUACUCCUGUCACGGCGUGCCCACCAUCGAAUGGACGUACACGUCCAACUGGGGCAUGCAGAAGAUCGUGGAGUGGAAGCCGGGGACGCAGGCCAACAUUUCCCAAAGCCACCAGGACAGAGUCUGCACCUUCGACAACGGCUCCAUCCAGCUCUUCAGCGUGGGCGUGAGGGACUCUGGCUACUACAUCGUCACCGUGACCGAGCGCCCGGGGAGCAGCCAGUUCGGCACCAUCGUGCUGCACGUCUCGGAGAUCCUCUACGAAGACCUGCACCUUGUCGCUGUCUUUCUCGCUUUUCUCACUGCCGUGGCCGCAGUAUUAAUCAGCCUCUUGUGGGUUUGUAAUAAGUGUGCGUAUAAAUUCCAGAGGAAGAGAAGACACAAACUCAAAGGUAACCCCUCCCCCCUGGGGCCCUGUGGCAAUCCACGCAUGGUUUUGAGGCUGGGGGUGGCACGCAUUGUCUCGUUCUCACUAAGAAAGCGCCCCGUGGCUGGUUUUCCACUCACUGACUUGUCCUUUGCUUUGCAGAAAGCACCACUGAGGAGAUUGAGCUGCAAGAUGUUGAGUGUUAGCCAAGGCUGGGCCCAACUGCAUUCCUACCUCAAGAGGAAACCAUUCUCCAGCAAAAGGAGCAAGUGCAGCCAUUACAGCCCUGUGUUGGCCUCCUGUGGCCUGGCCACGGCAGCCUGCCACCGAAGGGACAGCUGACACUAACGAAAUCGACUGCAUGGAGUUGAAGACUACGGGUGGGACAAAGAUGGUUCUAGAAGUUACGCUGAGCUCCAGGAGAAUAGUGACUGAGGCUUUGGGCAGGAGCUUCGCUUGGCUGCAGCUUCAGGGCGGCGCUGACGCAUAACCAAUGGCACGGUGCAGGUGCUGGCUGCUGGCUCCGGCCAGGGGGACGGCCCGUGGGUGGAGUCCCUGCGUCAGAGGGCAGGGCAUCUCCAGACUGAUGUGCAGCCAGCACUGGAACCUGCGCCCUGUGCCUUUGUGCCCCUGUCACCUCUGCCUGCCGACCCCAUCUCAUAUCCCACAAGCACUGCCGCGGGAGCCAUUGUGGGAAAACCUGGGGCUUUUAGACAACCUGCUGCCUCAGCGGCAGAGGCAGGAGAUUGAGGACUGGGGGCGCUAUUUUGUGCUGUAGGGAGUUGCUCAGAGUGAGGCUCCGUGGCUUGGAGCUUUAGGGAGAGGAGCUCGAUGCACUCUUGAGGGACCAGCUUUGGACAGAAGGAGUAGAGAGAAAAUGAUCUUUCUCUUCCUCCCUCGUUCCAACAUGAAUUGGCUUUUCCCUCCCGUGCCCCAGACAUAGGCCAGGGUGAGGAAAACCGCAGCUCGUCUCUGCUAUGGGCCUCUGGCCUCCUGACGAGCUGGAUGACGCCACCUCUACAAAAGCUGGAAAAUCAGUAAUCUCAGGCUUCGGGUCUGUCCGCUUCGGUCACUAGCACGCCAUGUCCCAAGUCAGGCCCUUGCUGUCUCCUGCUUGGGCUGGGGAACACUCGGCCUUUUCCUACCUCACGGCCAGGGGAUCAAGAAAAGCACACAGUACGCACAGAGCUCUCUGAGCAACGUAAGCAUCCCUAGGAAUUCUUCAAGGCGCUGGAAAGCUACACUGCAAAGCACUAUACUAUGUGAGUACUGGAAACUGCUAAAAUGCCCUGGGGUACUGGAGCUCCAGGUGAGACUGGGGACUGGACCACAGCCGUCCUUGGCCCUUAUUCUCUCAGGUUGUUGGUCACCAUGUUUACCUGGAAGUUUCUCCUUCCCGACUUCCAUUUGGCAAGCUCUAAUAGCAGGCAUGAGUUCAUUUUCCAUUCUCUUUUCUCUCUCCGGUAAUCACAGCUACAGACCCAAGGUACCAUCCCGAUUGUGAUGUGUUCCUUGUCCUCAGCUGCAAAUUCCCCCAUGCAAAGGUGAAGAAGUGCUAGAACAUUCCUUUCUCUUCUCCCUGCUGUCAGGUCCCCAAUGUCCGUAUCUUUUCUACUUCCCAUGUGACAGGUAAAGAGUUGCCAGAAGUUAGAGGCCUUUCCCUAAGCAGUGAAUCCGAAGCUACAGGAAGGGAUCUUUUGGAAUAUUUAGGCAGGAACUAUCAGUGAUCUAGAGAAUGGCUCUGAAGGCACCACUUGAUUGGGCCACACAACUGAUUUGCAGCUCUCGAACCUGACACACAGAAGAUACUCACCCCCAGGCCACCUCCUGUACACACCGGUAAACACAAACACUGGGGCCCUAUCCCCAACAGGGAGCCAGGCCCCAUGCCAGGACAGUUUCCAGUGCCACGAAGAAACAGGGUGAGGAAUUCCUGAGGAAAAAAAGGAAUCAAGGAUAAUCAGAUGAUUUUUUUCCUCCUCUUUCAUACAGAAAGGCUACCAGUAGAAACUGGCUAGAGCAAGUGUGUCCUCUUUCAUGCUCCCUGCUUUUCAGAACUCUGCUCUUCAGCUUGUCAGAAGUCAGGGCUGGUAACCUUCAUGAUAAAAGAAGAGAUGGAAGAGAAUAAUACCCAGUGAGAGGCCCCUGCAGCAAACUUGGAUGUAAAUUAGAUUGCCCCUCCAAAAAUCUUAUCAUGAGAGGUUAUUCCCUCAGCUUUCUAUUUCUUUGAAAAUUUAUUUUGCACUUUUAAAGCUUCCCCUGAUCCUGAACAUUCCUGUGGAAAGUUUUUGAUGCCAGAGGCUGUGGAUUUUGUCUGUUUUUCAAAAAAGAAAAUAAAUUAUAGAUUUGCCAGUGUAAAUGUUAAGUUGUAAAUUAUGUUUCAAACUGUGAAAAAAAAAAUGUUUUAAAGAGUGAAUGAGGCUGGGCGUGGUGGCUCA